AUGCCCGAGGCAGUCCCGAUCGAGACCAGACUGGAAGGCUUCUUCCGCUCAGUGCUUCAUCACCUGUUACAAAGUUCUAGACUUGGUAGUGACGAGGCAUUAGAGGCUUGGAAGCGAAAGUCGAGCUCGACAAGGUCUGGCUGGGGAUGGACAGCAGAAGACCUUCAGAAAAUGUUCCUGGCAUGGAUGUUGGGCUCGACUGUUGAUAUCACAAUGUUCAUCGACGCGUUCGACAAGUGUGAAUCAACACUCGCGGCAUGCAAUCUUAUGGACCUGCUGUCUAAAUUGAAGGAACAUCGCGACAUCGGCCAAUAUCUAUCGCGGCCGAGGUUUUGCAUCUCCAGACGUCGUUACCCAAACGUCGGCACAUCCCAACCAUUGCAGAUCGUCGUCGAAAGAGUGAACGAGGCAGACAUUAUGAAAUAUGUCGACAGUUCCUUGCAGACCCCGACAGGCGAUCUUCAUGGCCUUUCACGGAGGAUCACAUCUCGUUCGCAAGGCAUAUUUUUAUGGGCUUUUCUUGCCAUUCAAAAAGACAAAGAGAUUCAAGAGGAUGGAGAGUCGCCUAACAGACUUCAAGGAUUAUCGAUCAUGUGCCUCAGCGUCUGGAAGAAUUAUUCCAGAAUCUCGUGGACUCUGUACCACGAGAGGAACCCGAACGCUGCAAGCUCAUGA
Messenger RNA from Fonsecaea nubica, 675 nucleotides. RefSeq lists its product as hypothetical. The transcript has a single exon. NCBI's taxonomy places the organism in Eukaryota, Fungi, Ascomycota, Eurotiomycetes, Chaetothyriales, Herpotrichiellaceae. The record is from RefSeq and is a predicted model, not a curated record. Bases 1 to 675 code for a protein of 224 amino acids.